Trichoplax adhaerens is the source of this 1296-nucleotide messenger RNA. RefSeq lists its product as uncharacterized. The record is from RefSeq and is a predicted model, not a curated record. Lineage: Eukaryota; Metazoa; Placozoa; Uniplacotomia; Trichoplacea; Trichoplacidae. The transcript has 21 exons. The coding region runs from base 1 to 1296 and encodes 431 amino acids.
AUGGCUCAGGCCUAUCCACGUCAGCUUUCAAUGGAAUUUCAGACUCUACAAUCGGCAAAUAAUGGCGAUAAUAUUUUACGGAUUCUUCAAAAACUGCGGAAUACAGCAGACCGUUUCCUUCCUAAACCAAUCUGGUCUCAAGGGCGAAAUUUGGAUAGCCCUCUUUCUCUUCAAAUUAUGGAUGAAAGAGCAAAACCUAUCGAGAUUUGUUUACCUUUGCAACAUUAUGAUUUACGUCUAGAAAUUAUGGAUAUCUUACAACGUGUAAUCAGUUAUGAUAUUUAUACAUGCUACGUCAAUAGCUCCAUCGACAGCCAUAAUGAAGAUAAAGUACGACUACUACUCCAUUUCUUGUCAUUACCAUAUGAAGAUCUAGCUAUUAAAUCUAUGCAGCUGCUGUCCGUUUAUGCGGAUUUAAAACUCAUUCAAAAUCGAGAGCUAAACUUUGUUAAAAUGUUAGCUAAAGCCAUUACCCUUGAAAAAUCGGUGGAAUUUAUGCAUGCAGCGGCAACUGUUGUUAACAUUUGCUUUAAAGAUACUUUAUUAUCUCAGCAUGACCAUUUAGAAGAUCUGGCUGCGAUUGCUUGUGUUCUACUUCAAUCUAAUGAUGUUGCAAUUUCCGGUGAGAUGAUUUCAUUGUUGGUGCAAGUAUCUUCAGAAACGACAUCUAGUAAUGGGGCGUAUAUCAAAAAGUUAUUUAACCUGAUACCUAUUGGCAACAUUUUUGAAGUUCUAGCGAUAUCCGUUGCAUCUAUGGUCUUCAAUAUUAUUACUUCAAAUUCUAUUUCUCACUCUUCUCAGUUUCAUUUUGGUCGAAAAACGUUAAUAUACUUGAAAAAAAUGUUGAAAAAGCCUUCCAAUUAUACUGAAUCCCAAUUAAAGAAAUUAAUUUGGGAAAUCGGCUGGUUUGCCAAAGCUGAUCAUGCUUUAGUUCAGUUUCCUUACUUGUAUGGCAGCAUUAUUGUACAAACGAUUUUCUUUGUCAUUGGCUCUGGGAAUGAACAUCAGAUAAAAGUCUUGAUUCCAAGUUGCAAUUUAACCCAGUGUUUAUGUUCCAUAUUAUUACAUAAGAAUGUUCUUUACGAUAUUGUCCGAGUUGUAGAAGUAUUAUGGACAAUUUUAAACAAAUGCCAGGAAAUACCUGGAUUAUUGGAAUGCAAUAAUAGCAAAGAACUGAUGAAAAUGGAAAUCAUAUGCGAUUCAAUUGUUCGUAAUCCAAUUGUGCCGAGAGAGUAUGAAGAUUGCGCAAAAAAACUUGGACGAUUCAUAAAAUACAAUGCUAUUGCUCAACAUUAA